This is a messenger RNA of Danaus chrysippus (African queen), 6987 nucleotides long. NCBI's taxonomy places the organism in Eukaryota, Metazoa, Arthropoda, Insecta, Lepidoptera, Nymphalidae. The record is from the annotation of a GenBank genome assembly.
AUGCACAAUGACGAUAGCUUGGGUCAGGGAAUUUUAAAGGAAGAUAGUAAUAUCGGCUCUGAACCCAUAAUUCCCAUUAGGGAAAACGAUUAUGAUUUUAUAAACGAAAUAGACUGUGACAGUUUUAUAAUUAAAGAUAAACAUUUAUCUGACGAGGCAAAUUGUGCUCUACAGACACCAAUAUCUUGUGAACAGGAUUGUGAUACAUAUUCUGGUUUAAAUUUUGAUAGCAUCAUCUCUAAUGAUAUACUUAUGGCUGCAGAGAGUAAUUCGUGCCCUCAAGCUCUCGUAUCUUAUACUGGGCCAGAUUGCGAUGUAACUUCUGAUAUAAAUAAAGAGGAGAAUGUUGAUUGGCCAGGCGUAGACUUGGGUCUAGACGACAUAUUCAUAUUUGAGAUCAGCGAAAGAUCGCUCUGUACGGCAUGCGACAAAGAAUUCAAUAAUCUCGACCUAUUAAACGAACACAUGAUAAUACAUGAUAAUAAAUACAUAUGCGAACGUUGUGGAACAGAUUUUAAAAACUUAGAUUUGUUAGAAAACCACUCUUUGACGCAUCUGUCUAAAACGUUUCAGUGUCAACUUUGCUCUUUAGUCUUACCGUCAGAGGACGCAAGAAAUAAACAUUUUGGAGUUGAUCACAGAAAUAUUGUUAUACAUAAAUGCCCUUUCUGCCCGGAGAUAUUUCGUGAAAAUGAAGAUAUCGGAGUACUUACUUCCAAAAAAGAGAAGGAAAACGUGAAUGUAAAGAAAAUAUUUGACGAAGACGCCAUAAAGACCAGGAAAACUAAUGCCUGUCUACUCCUAGAAAGUGCGAGGAUAUACCCAUUUAGAUGGACAAAAAAUUUAUACCUUUGCUUUUACUGCGACCAACAGUUCACAGAUCCGGCUCAGUUGAGGGAUCACAGUUACGUGAAUCAUGUCACACAAACGGAUGUGCAAAUUAAAAAGGCGUGUGCUAAACUUAAAAAACACGAACUAAUUAAAAUUGAUAUAACAGAAUUGGGCUGUAAACUAUGUAUCACUGGAUUCAGCGACAUGACGGAUUUGAAGAGACAUUUAGUAACCAAACAUUCUGUAAAUAUAGAAUUGAACUCUCAGGAUGGACUACUGCCAUUCAAAAUAACUAAAAGCAGUUUCCCUUGUGCUGUUUGUGGCGAAAAUUUCGAUGAAUUCACAACAUUAAACCAUCACAUGAAUGUUCAUUAUCAGAAUUUUAUUUGUGAGCAAUGCGGUGCAGGUUUCAUGACGCCUGAUCGUCUAAGAACGCAUGCGUUCACCCAUGAAAUGGGUUCAUUCCCCUGUCAUGUUUGUGAUAAAGUAUUCCGUUCUAUGAACGCAAAGAACGAACAUUACUCCAUUGUUCAUAAGAAAGUCAAAAGGCACAGAUGUCCACACUGUCCGGAGACUUUCCAUAACUAUUUUCAAAGGAAUAAACAUAUAUCAUCUUUUCAUGGGAUGAAGUUGAAAGAAUUUAAAUGUACUCUAUGUCCAAAAGUAUUUACUUCGAGCGGUAAAUUAGGUGUACAUACGAGAACAGUGCAUUUGAAGAUGAAAAGACACGCUUGCGAUCUCUGCGAAUGGAAGUUUUAUUCGAAAUCUGAAUUGAAAGACCACAUGAUCAGACAUGGGGGGGAACGGAAAUUUCAAUGCAUGGACUCUUUAUCGACGGAUAAUACGACGCCAGCUAAAAGGAUUAUACCACUAUUUCAAGUAGCAUACGAUCGCAGCCUCUGUAGACCCUUGGGGACUGUUACGGCCUUCCGAAAGUUGCGUCUAAAUGGCAAAGUUAAAGUGCCAGCAUCUGCAAUGCUAGGGUCGUUAACAUCGUCUCGUAGUCCUUCACCCAUAUCAUUUGAGAGGAGAUCGCCGUCCCCAAAUAAAACCGCUCCUCCUGUUAUAUCAAUACCAAAAACAAAGAAAGCCCAAACAGAUUACCGCCAGAAUGCUCUGACGGUUUUUGAAUACUCAACGGUAUACCCAUUUAUAUACGGUAACAAUAAGUUUAAAUGUUUCGUCUGCGCACAGCCCUACCUCGAUAUUACUCUUUUAAGACAGCACAUGAAUGAGGAACACACUUUCGCGCCUCUAAAAAGAUUACUGAAUAACAGAAGGGAAAACGUCCUCAAAGUCGAUGUUGGUGAACUCUCAUGUAAUUUAUGCACAGUUAAACCAAAAGAUUUACUCCAGUUAAAGGUUCAUUUGAAAGAGGAACAUCAGAAAAUUAUCGAUCCGGAUUUACAGGAUAAUAUGAUCCCUUUUAAAUUGGAGCCCCAGGACGGUUCGUUUAAAUGUGUGAUAUGCGAGGAAACUUUCAUUAAAGUUCGUAUUUUGGUCAUUCAUAUGAGUGUCCACUUUAGUAACUAUAGCUGCGAAAUUUGCGGAUCAGGUUUCAUGACAUUGCGACUCCUGAAAAAACAUUUGGAAGUUCAUGAAACUGGCAAUUUUCCUUGUGAGAAAUGCAACAAGGUAUUCAGCACGCCUUAUAAAAGAUCUCUUCAUGUUCGUGGCGUUCAUUUGAAGCAGUAUCCAAGGAGAUGUCCCAUUUGUCCAGAGAGAUUUAAUUCUAAUUACAGGAGAACCAUUCACCUACAGGAUGUCCACAACCAGUCCACAAGAGUCCAUAAAUGUGAGACUUGCGGCAGAGGAUUUAAUUUGAAAUAUCAUCUCAUCUGUCACACUCGUUCUGUACAUCUUCAAGAGAGGAAUCAUCAGUGCAAAGUUUGUCUGCAAAGAUUCUGCAACAAGGAGACUUUAAAGCGUCAUAUGGUUAUUCAUACUGGUGAAAAGAAUCAUAAGUACGUCUUCAUACGGACAAAUAAAUCAAUAACACUAAAAAAUUAUGACGGAAGUGAUAUAGAAUUAAAACUGCUGAAACAUCCAAUAGAUAUUAACGAACUUACAGUCGAAAACGAGAAAAGUUAUGUAAAAUUAAAGAGUGACAAUCAUUUAUCGGAAAGGGAAUCUUCGGAGCCUAAACUAUCACAAGACCAUGGUUUUAUGUCAUUGCUUAAAGAGCCGCUAUCAAUUGAUGAUUUAAUUUUCCAAGACGCAAAUGACUCGACAUCAGUAUGUAUAAACGUAAAACUUAUAAAACCCAAACAUAGCUACGUUGUUAAGACAAAUGAGUCAUCGAUUUCGGAGAUCUGGGAGCAAAAUGCCCUUACGCUAUUUGAAUUUUCUCAUGUCUAUCCGUUUAUCCAUGUGUGUAAUAAAUACAAAUGUUUGGUUUGCUCUCUUGAAUUCAUAGAAGCAUCUCUUUUAAAGAAACAUUUAACAAGUCACAGUAUGGCUGAUUUUAAAUGUGAAUUAAGGAACAAAGUACGUGAUGGAGUAAUUAAAGUUGAUGUUUCUUGUUUGAUGUGCAAGAUUUGCCAGUCGUGUCCGCAAAAUCUCUCCGAAUUAAAAGUACAUCUGAAAGAUCACGGAAAAUCUAUUGAACCCAAUUUCCAAGACAAUAUCAUACCCUUCAAACUAGGUGGUGAUAAUUUUGAGUGUCAAAUCUGUGGUGAACCUUUUACUAAACUACGAUCGAUAAUAAUACAUAUGAGCAAACAUUUCAAUAACUUUAGUUGUGAAAUUUGUGGCGCAGUUUUUAUAACUCUCCGUCUGCUUAAAAGACAUUUACAGACGCACAAAAGCGGCCAUUAUCCAUGUUUCAAAUGUGGUAAAAUCUUUAGUAGCGCCUAUAAAAGAAUACAUCAUUCAAAAAAUGUUCACCUUAAGAAGUACCCACGAACGUGUCCAAUGUGCCCAGAAAGAUUUAUAUCCAACUAUCAAAGGACAAAGCAUUUGCGUAUUGUACACAAUAAAACAUCAGGAUUGUACAGAUGUGAAACAUGCGGAAGGGAAUAUGAAAUGAAGAGUCAAUUGCUAAUACAUAUAAGAUCAGUACACAUGCAAGAAAGAAAUCAAGAGUGUAGCAUCUGUUUAUCCAUGUUCUUCUCAAAGAAUAGCCUGUCACGACAUAUGACGAUCCAUACGGGGAAUAAAAGUUACAAAUGUGAUAUAUGUGGAAAUGAAUACGCGAAACAAAAGUGUCUUAAAGAUCAUAUGAAGUCUCAUGAAUGUAGAAUGUGUUUUGUUUCUGGGAAGGACUGCGGUGAUGACGCUUCAUUGGCCUUACACACGACUAUACCCGGAACACAGCGACCAGCACCAAGAUCCAGCAUCUGGCAAAUGACUAUAUACGAACGGCUAAAUGCUGCGACAUUUCUUGAGUGCACCACGAUCAGACCGUUCUUUUACCAGCAGGCUAAUUUCAAAUGCUUCUAUUGCACAGAAGUUUUUCCAGAAAUUAAUUCAGUUCUCAAUCACACAAGCUUCCAUUCUGUGCCUGAAAGGUCCAUUUUAUUGAAACAACACUUAAGAAAAGGCAAAAGGGUUAUAAAAGUAGACAUAUCCAAUUUAAGAUGUAGACUGUGUGAACAAAAGCAUUUGGAUCUCGACGAUAUUAGAAAACAUUUAGCUUCAGUCCAUAAAAAAGAUUUCAAUUCUGCUGGUAAUGGUCUAAUGGCUUAUAAUUUAAAUUUAACGAAUGGUCUUCUUUCGUGCCAUAAAUGUGGGAAGACCUUCAAUUCGUUUUUUCUCCUCAACCGACACAUGAACGUACAUUUCAGUGUUGUGUGCGAAACUUGUGGAUUAGGUUUUAUAUCACACCAACGUCUGAUAAACCACAGGAUAGUCCAUCAAAAUGGUGUUCACAAAUGCGACAAAUGUCAAGAAGUUUUCCCUACGAAAUUGAAGCUCAGGUAUCACAUAUUCAAAAAGCACGAAGUAAAUACAAAACGCACAAAACCGCUGAAAUGUCCGCACUGCUUAGAAAGGUUUGCCGAACAUUAUAGGAAAAUGACGCAUUUAAAAGAAGUUCACGGGAUCACAUUCACGUUUGAGUGUCAAGUGUGUAAAUCGGUGUUCCCAACAAGAAGAGCUCUUACCGAACACACAACAAAGCAGCAUACACAAAAAAUACAAUGCAAAGUAUGCGGUAAAUGUUUCGGUACUAAGUCACUAUUAAAGAUGCAUAUGCGAGGGCACACGGGAGAGAGAAACUUUUUCUGUAGCAUAUGCCAAAAAGCUUAUAUGCACGAGCGGACAUUAAGACAGCAUAUGCGGGUCCACGGACCGGUUUGGAAAUUUACUUGCACUGAAUGUGGUAAUGGCUUUCACAAUCGCAACGAUUAUAACAAACACAUAAAACAGUGGCAUCCACAGUGGCAGUUCAGAACCAUUGUGAAGAAUUUUGGUAUUAGGACUGCUUUUCACACAAGCAUUUGGCAAUUAACUGCAGCAGAGAGAAGUAACGCUGCAAUGUUUAUACAAAAUACAACAGUUCAGCCAUUUAUAUUUAUGGGAGCAAGUUUUAAAUGUUUCUUCUGCGGGAAAUACUUCUCGGAUCCCGGAGAAUUGAUGGUCCAUACACAAUCCCACAAGAGAGAGAUAAAAGAUAGAAAUAUUAUUUUAGAGAAAUAUAUACCGAAAGGUAAAAGAACGUUGCUAGUUGAUAUAUCCAAAUUAAAAUGUCGUCUAUGCGACCAACUGUAUCCAAAUCUGAAUGAAAUUCGUGACCAUUUAAAGAUUUAUCAUGAAAAAUCUUUUCUGCCUGCGAGCAAUGGUAUGACUGAGUAUAAAAUGGAAUUGAGAAACGGUUACUAUGUCUGUCAUAUAUGCGAUCAGGUAUUCCAUUCGUUUGUCCUCUUGAACUCUCACAUAAAUUGUCACGUCGGUAAAGUUGUUUGUGAGAAUUGUGGCGUUGUUUUCCUUAAUCAGCAUCUGUUAUUGAAACACAGAGAGAAGCAUUUAGUAAAUAGAUAUAAAUGUCCAAACUGCGAAAAGACAUUUAACAAGAAAAGUCAAAUCAAAUAUCACAUAGAAAUUGUUCACAAAGGCAAGGAAAGGGUCAAGUUAAAGAAAUGUCCAUUGUGCAACGAGAGCUUCAAAGAACAUUACAGCAAGAUGAUACAUUUGAAAUCAGUUCAUGAUUCCGACACUGAUAAGGAUUGGGGGAAAAUAGCUGAAAGACGCGGUCGAGGGCCACUACUGAGAGACAAUUCGAUUAAAAUCCUCCAAAACUCAACAAUGUUCGUCUUCCAAUGGCACAAAAGUAGAUUCACAUGUUUCCUUUGCAAGGCACCCUUCAUAGAUAUACAAUCAUUGAGAGAUCACACGAAAACAGAACACGACGGUUUAGAGAAAUGUAAAAUAGAAAAGAAGAUUAUAGCGCAGCAAAAUAAACUACUGAAAGUUGAAAUAUCUAUAUUGAAAUGUAAGCAGUGCGAUGGGGACUUUAAAACGCUGUCUGAUUUUCGCCACCAUUUGGAGGAAGAGCACGAAGUUAAAUUUAAAGAGGGAGGCGAUUUGCUUGUGCCUUUCAAGUUAGAGAGCGAAGGUCUAAAAUGUCAAACGUGCAGAGAAAGUUUUACAUUAUUCAGACUCCUCAGCAUCCACGUGAAUAAACAUUACCAGAACCACGUAUGCCACGUCUGCGGAGCUGGUUUCACAAGCCUGGUGCUGCUAAACCUGCACAGAACGAGAUCACAUAGACUGAUAAAAUGCAAUGACUGCAAUUUAACAUUUCUGAAUCGCAAGGACAAAAAAUUACACGACAUAGACCAUCACAACAUGAGGUUCGAACGGAAACUUAGAUUUCUAUGUCCGUACUGCGACGAGAGGUUCUUCCAAGAAAACCUCAAAAUACAACACCUGGUCGACAAGCACGGCGUCGAAAAACCGCAGCAUAGAUGCAAUUUAUGCGACAAAGUCUUCAUAACCAGAAGUCUCUGUAAUAAUCACAUCAAGAAUGUGCACAAAAAGGAAAAGAAACAUGUGUGCGAUGUAUGCAAUAAACUAUUUUACACAAAAUCCGAUGUACAAAGACAUAGAGUUACCCACACAGGCGAGAAGAAAUUCACUUGCACCCUCUGUAAUAAUUUAUUCGCAACUAAAGAUUCAUUACGACGACACACGAAAAGAACCCAUGUUGAGAAUUAA